CUACAAAAUGAAAAAAAUUACAUUGUGACUACAGACUUUCCAAACAUUGUAAAUAUAGACAGAUAAAAACAUUCCACUGUUGAUUUAUUUGACGGAGUUCAUUUUUAUAAAAAUAUAAUACUCGUUGAAUAAUUAAAAAUAUUUGAUAAAAGCUAAAGUAAAAUUCAUAUUAUCAGGUAACAGCAGAACGUUCUGCAUUUUUACAUUAAAUUACUCGUAAAGUAAUAAUUGUUAUAAAUUAUGGCAUCACUUCCAUCAACAUUGUCAAAACUCUAUGGGUACAUUGAUCAACAUAAAAAAGAAUAUAUCGAUGAUCUUCGAGAAGCAGUAGCGAUUAAAUCGGUAUCAGCAUGGCCAGACAUGCGAGAUGAAAUUGUAAAAAUGAUGAAGUGGAUGGAAACUAAAUUAAAAGCUCUUGGAGCAACUACAGAACUUGCUGAUGUAGGAAAAGAAAAAUUAGCUGAUGGUAGAGAAAUUCCUUUACCACCAAUUUUAUUUGGAACUCUUGGAAGUGAUCCUAAAAAAAAGACAGUUCUCAUUUACGGGCAUUUAGAUGUUCAACCUGCCCUGAAAGAGGAUGGUUGGGAUACUGAGCCAUUCACUUUGGUAGAAAAAGAUAACAAAUUAUUUGGACGUGGUAGUACUGAUGAUAAAGGCCCAGUGCUAUGCUGGCUCCAUGCUUUUCAAGCAUACCGAGCUAUUGGAGAAGAUAUUCCAGUGAAUAUCAAGUUUGUUUUUGAAGGAAUGGAAGAAAGUGGAAGUGAAGGUUUAGAUGAAUUUCUUUGGGCCCAUAAAGAUACUUUUUUGAAAGACGUCGAUUAUGUUUGCAUUUCAGAUAAUUAUUGGCUUGGAACUACAAAACCUUGUAUCACAUAUGGUUUAAGAGGAGUAUGUUAUUUUGGUAUUGAAGUUAGCUGUGCCAAAGCCGAUCUCCACAGUGGGACUUUUGGUGGAACAGUUCAUGAAGCUAUGGCUGAUUUAAUAUACUUACUUAAUACACUUGUGGAUGUCAAUGGUCGCAUUCUUGUAGAUGGAAUUUAUGAUAAUGUUACUAAAGUUACUGAUGCUGAGUUAGCAAGUUAUCGAGACAUUGAAUUCGAUGUUCAGGAGUUUAAGAAAACUGUAGGAACUAGCAAAUUAGCUCAUAAUGAAGAUAAAAUCCAAUUAUUGAUGCACCGCUGGCGUUAUCCAACCUUAUCCAUCCAUGGUAUUGAAGGCGCUUUUAGUGAUCCUGGAGCGAAGACAGUAAUCCCAAGAAAAGUAAUAGGCAAAUUUUCUCUGAGAAUUGUUCCUAAUAUGGAACCCGAUGAGGUUGUUAAAAAAAUCACAGCACAUGUUGAAAAACAAUGGGCUAGCAGACAAAGUCCUAAUGAUAUGAAAGUAUACAUGCUUCAUGGAGGAAAAGCUUGGACAGAAAAUCCUGAUCAUCCACAUUAUGCUGCUGCAAGAACAGCAACAAAACAUGUUUAUGGAGUUGAUCCUGAUCUUUCCAGAGAAGGCGGUUCGAUUCCCGUGACUUUGACCUUCCAAGAAGUUACAGGAAAAAAUGUUUUACUUCUCCCCGUUGGUUGUGGAGAUGAUGGAGCGCAUUCUCAAAAUGAAAAGCUCAAUAUUCGUAAUUACAUUGAAGGGACCAAGUUGCUUGGAUCUUAUGUAUAUGAAGUUUCACGUAUGUAAUACUAUGAUUUAUAAAUUUUAUCAAGUGUAAGAAUGAAAAAUAUAAAAAAUGAAUAGUAAAACCAA
This is a messenger RNA of Chelonus insularis, 1743 nucleotides long. RefSeq names its product Cytosolic non-specific dipeptidase 2 (gene Cndp2). The coding region runs from base 241 to 1677 and encodes 478 amino acids. Gene Ontology annotation, molecular function: metallodipeptidase activity. The transcript has 6 exons. Gene Ontology annotation, biological process: proteolysis. Lineage: Eukaryota; Metazoa; Arthropoda; Insecta; Hymenoptera; Braconidae. The record is from RefSeq and is a predicted model, not a curated record.